Chenopodium quinoa (quinoa) is the source of this 4298-nucleotide messenger RNA. Its product is annotated as proline-rich receptor-like protein kinase PERK8. Gene Ontology annotation, biological process: protein phosphorylation. Lineage: Eukaryota; Viridiplantae; Streptophyta; Magnoliopsida; Caryophyllales; Amaranthaceae. The transcript is spliced from 9 exons. Gene Ontology annotation, molecular function: ATP binding; protein kinase activity. The record is from RefSeq and is a predicted model, not a curated record. Bases 670 to 2589 code for a protein of 639 amino acids.
ACUGCAGAGUUAUGGACUAAAAAACUGAACAAAAAAAUAAUGUGAAUGUAGUAUCGUGUGUGUGGUACACCCAAAUGUAUAAUAGACCACGUAAGUCAACCUAGGCCAAAACUCACAAGUCAUUAUACCCUGUAAUUGAUUUCAAGCGCUGACAAACCAAAGUCUUAGAAUGGGAAGAACAGAGCACAUGAACAUGGGUGAUGAAAUUAAUCAUCAUCUUCGUCAACUUGAAGACAUUCCUACACCAGCUAACACGGGGUAAUGUAUAUAUUUUUCUUAAACUAUGAUCAUGUAAUCAUAUAUUGUAUCGUCCUAACAUUAUCUUAAUUAAUAACUAAUUACAUUUAUAUUUUCUCUCUCCUUACACUCAUGAAGUUGCUCCCACGUUUGUUAGCGCUAAUUUUGGCUAAUCAAUUUUAUUUCUGUCAUUCAGAUUGCUCCUUUCAAUUGGGAAUUUUGAAAAUAUACAUCUGUAUUUACUCUGCAUUUUCUCUAUUUAGAAACCCUCUAAAUAAAGAACAAGUGCAUUAGGUUUCACAUAAAAUUGGCAUUUUUGGUGGGAAUUUGAAGGAGAAUAUUGGAGGUUUGUAAAGUUUGGCAAAAUUGGGAUGUUUGUAUGAAUUACAUGCUUACAUGUUGUAGGGAAGGAGUAAUCUAGGAAAAGAUUAGAUGGCUUCAUCCCCAGAUUCUCAACCUGAAAGCCCUCCAUCUACUACACUAACUCCUGUCCUUACAAAAUUAUUACCACCUGUUGAAUCACCUCCGAAUGUUGUUCCAUCUGCUCCCCCUCCUGCCAAUAAUCCUCCACCACCAUCGCCGCCAACUUCCCCUCCACCAGUUGCCACUACACCGCCACGCUCACCACCCCCAGCACCAGGCUCACCGCCUUUGUCUCCACCACCAUCUUCUCCCCCGCCCUCAUCAGCACCUGUUAACUCUUCUCCACCGGCCUCUUCCCCACCUCCUAUUGUAACACCUGCACAGUCUCCCCCGGUUACUCUCCAACCACCACCUUCUCCAUCACCCCCAGCUCCUCCUGGCACAUCUCCAGGCUCUUCUCCACCAGAUACUUUUGUUCCUCCUCCUCCUGUGGACUCUUCAUCUCCUCCAGUGCCACCCGAGUCCACUCUUUCCCCUCCAGUAUCUCCAAGUGACUCUUCUACGCCUUCUAGAUCAGUACCAAGACCAGCAACAGAAUCUGGAAGUACUGCCUCGAUUUCUCCAGUGAAUUCCUCUGCUAGUCCCUCUCCUGGUAAUGAUGCAACAGUUAAGACAGGAAUAGCCAUUGGGAUUGUGGCAGCUGUUUUCACCAUAGGCUUUUUUAUGGCCAUUGUGUGCUUGCGAAGGCGGAAGAAAAGACACAUACGACAUAAUUCAGUGUACAUGUUGCCAUCCCCAUAUGCCUCUUCACAGACAUCAGGCACCUCUUUUAUGAAACCAAGUGAUGGUGGUGGUGGCGAUUAUAUAAAUUCAUCACCAGAUACUGGUGGAAUAGGCAACUCAAAAACCUGGUUUUCUUACGAGGAGUUGCAUGCUGCCUCGAAUGGGUUUGCUGCACAAAAUAUUUUGGGGGCUGGUGGAUUUGGAUGCGUGUAUAGAGGUUGUUUGCAAGAUGGCACAGAAGUAGCUAUAAAAAAGUUGAAAGAUAACAGUGGGCAAGGAGAUCGUGAGUUUAAAGCGGAGGUUGAGAUUAUCAGCCGUGUGCACCAUCGCUAUUUGGUUUCUCUUGUGGGUUAUUGCAUCACUGAUUUUCAAAGAUUGCUCGUCUAUGAAUUUGUUGCAAAUGGCACCCUUCACUACCACCUCCACAAUUCUAAUAAACCAUUUAUGCCAUGGAGCCUCCGAGUCAGGGUUGCUUGUGGUUCUGCUAAGGGAAUUGCAUAUCUCCAUGAAGAUUGUCAUCCAAGGAUUAUUCACAGGGAUAUUAAAACUGCUAACAUCCUUAUAGACAACAACUUCGAUGCUAAGGUAGCUGAUUUUGGGCUGGCAAAAAUAGCACAAGAGUUGGAAUGCAACACACAUGUAUCUACACGAGUCAUGGGAACUUUUGGCUACAUGGCACCUGAAUAUGCAUCGAGUGGCAAGUUGACUGAAAAGUCCGAUGUAUUCUCAUUCGGAGUAGUGCUUCUAGAGAUUAUAACGGGACGCAAGCCUGUUGAUGAAACCAGGCCACUAGGAGAUGAGAGCUUAGUUGAAUGGGCUCGACCUUUGAUGACUGAGGCGUUGGACAACCAAAACUUUGAUGAACUUGCUGACCCAAGAUUGCAAGGAAACUAUGAUAGAGGUGAGAUGUUUCGGAUGAUUGAAGCAGCAGCUGCAUGUGUACGGCAUUCGGCUGUAAAGAGGCCAAAAAUGAGCCAGGUGGUAAGAGCAUUGGAUACAAUGAACGAACUAUCAGAUAUAUCGAAUGGCAUGAAACCAGGUCAAAGUGGGAUAUAUGAUUCAAGAGAGCAAUCAGCACAAAUCAGAAUGUUCCAGAGGAUGGCGUUUGGAAGCCAAGAAUUUAGUUCAGAACAAAAUAACAGCCACAGUAGCCGUUCAAGUGGAGGGAGAAGUGGAAUAGCUAGGGGCAGAAGUGGACAGGUCUAAGUUACAAAUGUAAAAUUGUUUAGUUUAUGAAUCAUCUCGUAUCUGGUGGAGAUAGAUACUUGAUGCAUGCUUAUAAGGAACGGCAAGUCUAUCCCCUUGAACUCAAUAACAUAUGGGGAGCGAAAGGAUGCUUAAAGAUUGCCAAAGGGCUUGUAGACUUAGUUCUUUGGCCUCGGCAAUUAGACUCUUGAAAGGCUCAGUAAAGAUCUUGUACGUUUCCAAACCAUAAGUGUAAACUAUCACUCAAUUUUUUCCUUCUGUGGAUAAGCUAUGUCUUUGGCUAUAAUAUAAUUUGAGGUUGUUUUAGGGCGUGAUAGUUAAUAGCAAUUCUAAUGUCACAUCUUCCUCUAUCUUCUAUAUCCUUGCUCUUUGGUCAAUAAUUUUGUACUGUAAUUUAUACAACUUUAAAUAUUCAUCAAAGAUCCAGGCACACUAUUAUUAAGGUGAGCAAAGUUUUUGAUAACCUCAUAAUAUAGUAUAUAUUUCUUAAUCAUUAAAUUUGUCAGCAUCCAAUAUUGAGGAAAGAACUCUCAUGUUUGUUGCGGAGUAUUUCUCAUCCACAUCUAAUUAUUGAAUACUAUUGUACGGAGUACUUUGUACUAUGUUUAGUUAUUGACAAGUACAUUACAUUACUUUUAAGUUUUAACAUAAAAAUAAUUUCAUUAAUAACACAUCAUAAAGAGUUUUCACAUUAUCAUCUUGGCCCAAAUACAGGGAAAUCGAGCCUAAAAAAAAAUGCUAAAGCAACAAAGCUGAAAUAACAAGAAAUUAAACUGACGUCAUCAAUGUCCCUUUUGACAUCCAUGUUGACAGUAGGGAGGGCAUAAAAAAUUACAACUCAAGGAUAAAAACAAUUCAAAAUACUAGAAAUCUAAAUUAAAACAAACUUAACAUAAUAUGAGUAGUGGGAUACGAAACAACUUGAUCUAAGACAAUUCAGAUGUCUCUAGCCAAGUAAGGAGUAUCAUCUUUGAUAGACGCAGAACUACCCGGAAUAAACCUAAUCUGAACCUUAGUAUUAUUAUCUUCUAGUACACCAUGUACGUACCUGAAUUCCUCCAUCGUCGCAACAAAAACGACACUCGAGCCCUUAAUUUUUCUAUCACCUCAUUAAUAAUUAUCAAUGAUACAUUCCAACUUUUGGCUUUUAUCUGUGAUACACAUCAUUAAAUUUUCAUUAUCAGCGGUGCACUCAUAAUUAUCAUCUAAUUACUACAGUAAGCACACCAUUAGUAAAACGUUUAGUUAGUUAAUUUGAAACGUUUUAGUUGGAAAAAUGAGGAAAAGACCUCAAUGCCCUCCCAUUUAAUCUCCCUCCAACCUUUCCCUCCAACAUUUCCCUCCUUAUUUAAAAAAUAAAAAUCAAUUCCCACCACAUUAAACCUUAUAAAUACAUGCUCUUCUCUCUCGUUUUUCUUGCUUUCUCUUUCUCUUUCGUUUUUUUUGCUUUCUCAAUUUUUUUUUGCUUUCAAAUCUGUAAUGGCUUCCUCUUCUGGCGCAAGAUCUCUUUCAAGCAACAGAAAUAUAAGAGGUGUGUGGGUUAAAACCAUUACCUGCAACUGUAAUCCUCCAAGAUCUGCAGACAUUAGGUUCUCAAACUCAGCAGCUAAUCCUGGAAGGCCCUAUUACAAGUGCAGGCUCUGUGAUUUGUUCUUGUGGCUCACUAAUGAACAUAUUGUAAGGGAUGUUGGUGGCAGACCUGGUGACAU